CGUGGAAACUAACACUCAUCCAUAUAUCUAUGUAAAUUCAUUACUUAGGGAAUUCCAUGUUUCGAAAUGAAAUAUGAUCGUAAUAUUUUUAGAACUAUACCUAUUUAAAGAUCUCCAAAGUAUCGGAGAGAACGAAUUACAAAAUUGCUGAAAAGCUUCCGUUCAAACCGUAUAAAAAUACAUUCACCUCUUUACAAAUAUUCGAUUUGAAUUUUCGAUGAUUUCUCUGUUCGCCGCGGCCCAAAACAACUUCAUAAAUAUCAAUUUACGCCCAGUUUUUUCCUCGUUGGAUUUCUCGAGCACCAUCUGUUCCAAUGUGCCCAUAGGCACAGGGCCCUGUCAAAGACCAAGUGGAUCUGGAUCUCUGGGUCUGCUGGGGCUGGCCUGUCCAUCAUCAUCGUUGCCCGAUUAUUGCUGUUGUUGUUGUUGCACAGGGCCCUGUUCUUUGUCCCUGGGACGUGGGUUUCCCGGGGCCAAUCAGUCAGCGAGGCACUCAGCGAAGCGUGAAUGGCAAUUGCCGAUAUCUACACAUUCAAUUAAUAAAAUCAACAGCAAACACAUCGCCAGAGGACCGAAGCGAAGCGGAGCUCUUAUCGCCCCGGCCAGGACAUGUCAUUAGCCAAGCUCCAGUGCCAUUCAAUCCAGUUGGGCUCAGUCAGUGCCUGGAUAUGGACAAGUACAGUCAGCAGAAACGCGGCGGCGGAGGUGUGGUGGCGGAGGCCUGGUCGCGGGGCCUGCUCCUGACGCUGUAUCGGGCGGCUCGAGUCCUGGGUCUGAUCUCCUUUCGCCUGGACCGGGAAGAGUUGCAGCUGAAGCUCCCGAAGAGUGGCAGCCGAAACAGGAUACUGGAAACUGUCUGGCGCUGCCUGGUCGUUCUGACCUAUGCGGGUGUCUGGCCACAACUCUCCGCGCAUCUGAUCACCGAUCGGCCGGAGAGCUAUGCGGAUAUGUUUGCCUUGAUGCAGUCCUUUUCGGUGUCCAUUUUAGCACUGGUUUCCUUCAUCAUCCAGGCCAAGGGCGAGGACAAGUUCCGGACGGUGCUCAAUCGCUACUUGGCCCUGUAUCGGCGCAUCUGUGCGGUGACCCGCGUGGAUCAGCUCUUUCCCAUGAAGUUCAUAGUGUAUUUCCUGCUCAAGCUGCUGCUCACAAUUGGGGGCUGUGUCCACGAGUUUCCGCCGCUCUUGAAGAACGAACACUUUAAGGACGCUCGCAACAUGGUGGCCGUGAUCGUGGGGAUCUACAUGUGGCUGGGCACCCUGUUUGUGCUGGAUGCCUGCUUCAUGGGCUUCUUGGUCUCGGGGAUACUGUACGAGCAUAUGGCCUUCAACAUCCUGCUGAUGCUGCAGCGUAUGCAGCCCAUAGAGUGCGAGGAGAAGGCAGUCCGAAUGAGUAAAUACCAGCGUAUGCGACUCCUCUGCGACUAUGCCGACGAGCUGGACGAGUGUGCCGCCAUCUACAGCGAGCUGUACGGGGUGACGAUCGCCUUUCGCCGCAUGUUGCAGUGGCAGAUCCUCUUCUACGUGUACUACAACUUCAUCAGCAUCUGCCUGAUACUCUAUCUGUGCAUUCUGCACUAUCUGAACGCGAAUGAGAUUGCUCUGGUCUCCCUGGCAAUGGCCACCAUUAAGCUCUUCAAUCUCAUCCUGCUGAUCAUGUGCGCGGACUAUGCGGUCAGGGAGUCACAGAAGCCGAAUAGAUUACCCCUCGACAUAGUCUGCACCGAUAUGGAUCAGCGUUGGGACAAGAGUGUGGAAACAUUUCUCAGCCAGCAGCAAACCCAGCGCCUGGAGAUCAAAGUCUUGGGUUUCUUUCAGCUGAACAACGAGUUUAUACUGCUAAUUCUAUCCGCUAUUAUAUCGUAUCUCUUUAUACUGAUACAGUUUGGCAUUACGGGCGGCUUCGAGGCAUCCGAAGAGGUCCGCAAGCAGUUCAAUUCCAGCAGCCAUCAAAUUCAAGAACUUUUAAAUUAAAUUUCACUACUUGUAAAACUCUUUCUCUCCCCUACAGUAGUUUAGCCGGGCUCAUCCUCCAUUACCUUGGGUUCACCUUCAGCUCCCGGGUUCAUUAUCGUUCAUUAUAUCUCUCAUACCAAAAAAGUUCUGAUACAAUUUGGGGAUGAGCUCGUUAGGCAAAAGAAAGACCAAAACCAAAUAAAAAAGAAAUGAGAAUUGA
This is a messenger RNA of Drosophila pseudoobscura, 2172 nucleotides long. It is a transcript of the gene Gr93a, whose product is annotated as Gustatory receptor 93a. Bases 669 to 1970 code for a protein of 433 amino acids. Gene Ontology annotation, molecular function: sweet taste receptor activity. The transcript has 2 exons. Gene Ontology annotation, cellular component: axon; membrane; dendrite. Gene Ontology annotation, biological process: chemosensory behavior; male courtship behavior; sensory perception of taste. NCBI's taxonomy places the organism in Eukaryota, Metazoa, Arthropoda, Insecta, Diptera, Drosophilidae. The record is from RefSeq and is a predicted model, not a curated record.